AAAUUCAAACAGCGCUUCCCCUAAAGCGGCACCCCGCCCACUUGAGUUACCUUGUUCACCACUCUCACACUGACUCGACAUAUUCAUCGCCUCUUGGUUUUUCGUCGUUGGAAGCAAAAAUGGUAGCCGCUUACGAAGAAGCUCGUAACAAACGCCUUGAAGAAAACAAGAAGAAGUUUCAGGAUUUGGGAAUCACCCAGGUUUCAAAAACUCUGUCUGACCUCACAGCUUCUGAGAAGAAGCCCCCCCAGCAAAGGGCUUGGAAGCUGAAAGCAAAGAACACUGCUUUCGAAGUGGAGCCAAGACGAUCCACCCGUCAGCGAAACCCAAUUCAAACAUAUGUUGAUGAUGUUGACAUACGCCUUCGAACUAGGAAGAGGGUGAGGUCAAGUUCAUCUUCAUUUGGAAGCUACCUUGCAAGGCCUUUGGAGGAGUGCCGAAUGGCUUCUUAUGAAGAAAGGAGUGCUGCUUUCAAAGCUGCAGAGCGGCUUCAAGAGAGUCUGCAAUCUGAAAAUCCAUCUUUUGUCAAAUCGAUGCUCCGGUCUCAUGUCUAUAGCUGUUUUUGGUUGGGUCUUCCUUCUAAUUUCUGUGAGACUCAUCUCCCAAAAUCAUCGGACUCUGAACUGAUACUAGAGGAUGAAGAUGGAAAUGAAUAUGAUGCUAAAUACAUUGCCAAGAGGACUGGUCUUAGUGGUGGUUGGAGAGGUUUUGCAUUGGAACACAAGUUGGACGAUGGUGAUGCACUUGUGUUUGAAUUGGUUGAACCCACAAGGUUUAAGAUCUACAUAGUUAAGGUGACAACUCAAGAACAUUGCAAGAAGGACAAAGUGAAGAGUGCUGGAAAGCCAUCAAAGGCAGCCAAGAAGCCUGACCAAGACUCUAACAAAAAACAAAGGUCAAAGAAAGCUACCACUGCUGAAAUAAUCGACAUGAAAACACCCCCAGAGCUUCUACCGGAGAGCCCAAAAAGUGAAGCUGUACUACCAUAUAGACUAAGGAAGAGAGCAUAGGGUGAACUGUAACUAGGAAAGCUUCACAAGUUUUGGCAUCCCCUGAAAUCCCCUGAAAUCGAUCAGCACAUGGUGAUACAGAAAGAGGGGAAUAGUUCAGUGCUUAAGGUACUUGAUCAACUGUUGAGUAUUUUGACUCUAAUAUGAGAAAUUUUAUCCAGCUCCAGUAUGUUAAUGAUCCGGGUUAUGCAUCUACACAUGCUGUGGUGAAUUCUUAUUCAUGCAUGCAUGCAUUGAGCAUCCAUGGUAAUGUUUAUCAACCAA
Rosa rugosa (rugosa rose) is the source of this 1274-nucleotide messenger RNA. RefSeq names its product putative B3 domain-containing protein At5g58280. The transcript is spliced from 7 exons. Bases 120 to 1010 code for a protein of 296 amino acids. The record is from RefSeq and is a predicted model, not a curated record. Gene Ontology annotation, molecular function: DNA binding. NCBI's taxonomy places the organism in Eukaryota, Viridiplantae, Streptophyta, Magnoliopsida, Rosales, Rosaceae.